This is a messenger RNA of Lacerta agilis (Sand lizard), 1734 nucleotides long. RefSeq names its product WD repeat-containing protein on Y chromosome-like. The record is from RefSeq and is a predicted model, not a curated record. Gene Ontology annotation, molecular function: calcium ion binding; protein binding. Lineage: Eukaryota; Metazoa; Chordata; Lepidosauria; Squamata; Lacertidae.
GGUCUCCUGAGCAUGUUGGGCCCGGUGUGCUCAUCCCACAAGCAGCUGAUCAAGGCUGCCGGCUUGUACGAUGAGGCUCGCUCCAAGCAGGUGGAGGACCAGAUCAACUAUGACCACUUGCGGAAGCUGGAGCGCAUGUUCCGCGAGGCGGACGUCGAUGGCGGAGGAGGACUGGACAUGGAAGAAUUCCGAAACGCCAUGAAGAAGAUCAUGGGGAACGUUUCCGAAGAAGAUAUUGACGUGAUUUUCAUGAAGGUGGACACCAACUGUGAUGGCGCCGUGGACUGGGAGGAGUAUCUGAAUUACAUGCUACGUGAAUACAGAGGGAAAGACGACAUGCUGAAAAAUAAGAUGCUUCCGGAGUUCCAGACGACCAUGAAACCGGUUUCUGUGGCUCACUCUGAGGAAAUCAUCAAGAUCCAGUUUUUCCCAAACCAGAACAGGGGGCUUUUGGAGAGGGCGAGGAAAAGCCGCUCGCCGCCUGGGCGAUUCCUGACCGUCAGCAGGGACGGGAUCCUGCAAUACUGGAGCGACACCUUCAAAAGGCUCCGUACUGUUGUGCUGGACCAGAGCAAAAGACGUCACAGUUUGAAACUCUGGGUGAUUGACAUGGUGGUCCUUACCAAUAUCAACUUACUGGCGAUUGCAACGACAGACCAGGAUAUUGAGUUCUUUGACAUUGGUGGCAAUAAAUGUGACCGGAUUUUCACUCUCGUCGACUUGGAAGGAUGUGCCACGGCUAUGGACUACUGGACAGAUGGCCGCAAAGGGAUAUUCUCCGUUGGAGACGUGAAAGGGAACGUCCUGAUCUUCACCUCAAAGGAUGUCGUGACGAAUGGGCUGUUCAAUGUCCGCGGCUACAUAGGUGGCUUGUCCAGAGUCCCCGUGCACAUCCUCCUGAAAAACAAGUCCGAACUGUACAGGAAUUUCCAUGUGCCAAAUUUGCACGGAGACUGGUGCCAACAGAUCAGGUACAUCCCGCAGCUCAACCUGGUUGCCUCCUGCACGCCAGCCGACAAGACUGCCAUGGCCCUCACCACUCUCCCGCUGCAUAACAUUGGUAAAACCCAAUCAGCGGUGAUCGUUCUGAAAAAAGGCAUCCUUUGCUUUGACUACUCGUCCGAAAUGAACAUCCUUGUGACGGGAGGGUUCGAGCCCCUGGUCCGCAUCUGGAACCCCUAUGUAACCAGCAGCCCCAUCACGCAGAUGAAGGGCCACUCCACGGCUGUCACCCACAUCAUGAUCAACGGGCAGAGGAACACCAUCGUCAGCGUCUCCAAAGACAAAAACAUCCGCGUCUGGGAUCUGCUGGAUCACUUCUGCCUGCAGUCGAUCCACGGCAGGAACGUCCCCCUGGGCAACUACCCCAUUUCGGCCACCUACUACCACCGGCCGUGCAAUUACAUCAUUUGCGCCACUUACACGCUUGGCUUGUUCUACGGCGUGGAAUAUGUCGACUUGGAUGCCAAGACCCAGGACCAGCCGGUGUGCUGUGCGCUCUACAACAAGAACUUUAAGCAGGCGGUCAGCGGCUGCUACAGCGGGGUCAUCACCGUUUGGGAUAUCAUGACUGGGCAGAAAGUGAUGGAGUUUUCCACCUCAUCAGGGCAGCCGGUGGAAAUCACGGCAAUGACCUUUGAUGCCCCCGAGAGGCGGCUGAUCACAGCCCUGAAAAACGGGACCAUCAAACUGUAACUUCAACAACGGCGCCUGCCUGGUAGAGCUGCCUUUUGA